AUCUCUCGGACUCCACAGACACAGCGCUGAUUGAACACGCUGAGGGGAGCUCUCAGUCGGAGCGCAUCACCUAAAGGGGCUGUCACCGGCCUGAAGCGAACAGGAAGAGGCAGGAAACCCGCACCAACCCCCGCAAUUCACAGUAAAUAAGUCAUAGAUACGCUGAACUGGGUGUAGUGUUUUAUCCUCUCUCCCUCUAAAAAAACUCCUUUAGGUUGUUUUAUCUUUUGAGUGUUUUUUUUUAACUUCCAUCUUUGAGAAGCGGGACUGUGUGGAACCAAUAAUCGGCGACACGCCGCUGACCGUCUCUGAAUAAAAAAGUUUGAGAGGGAAAUCUUUCGGAGGUGAUAUAACAUCUACUCAAUUGGAAUUUUCCAGCCUGCCAUUGGACGCUCACUUGGGAAAAGGGAUAUCACUUUUCAACUGGUGUUCCUGGAGAGCGGAGGAAUUCUGCGCGAAGAGUGCGCUGCGCCUUCGGAGACAAGGUUAUGACGGAACUGAGCUGAACAUGGAACUUUUCUGGAUAUUGUUUUUUAUCAGUGUCCAACCUCUGGUUCGUGGCCAAGGAGUUUACGCUCCAGCCAAUGCCCAGAUUGCACACUCCGGUGCAGCGUGUAACGUGAAGGAUGAUAAUAUAAGUGAGAGAAUUUACACCAUCAGAGAAGGAGACACACUAGAGCUCCGGUGUAUUGUUAAAGGACACCCACGACCACAGGUGCGAUGGACAAAGACAGCAGGCAGCGCUUCAGACAAGUUCCAGGAAACAUCCAUCUACAACGAGACGCUGCGCAUCGAUGGCAUCCAGAGAGUGCAGGGGGGCCGCUACUACUGCAAAGCUGACAACGGGGUGGGGGUGGCUGCCAUCAAGUCCAUCCGCGUAGAUGUGCAGUACCUCGACGUCCCGGUCCUGACAGUGCACCAGACCAUUGGGGAUAUACGAGCCGGCUUCUACCAUGAAAAGACUGUGUUCCUUCGCUGCACCGUCAACUCCAACCCUCCCGCACGAUUCAUCUGGAAACGUGGCAAUCGGACCAUCGAACAGAGCAAAGACAAUGGAGUGGACAUAUAUGAGCCUCUUUACACUCAGGGUGAGACCAAGGUGCUGAAGCUAAAAAACCUAAGACAAAAGGACUUUGCUGCCUACACCUGCCAGGUGUCGGUCCGGAACGUGUGCAACAUUGAAGACAAGUCGGUCAGAUUUAUCCUCACCAAUGCUACAUCUCCUCCGAUGAUCCGGCUGUCAGUCAACGACACUGUGGUGGUUGAUCCUGGCCAGGAUGUGGUUAUAACCUGUGAGGUGACUGCAGGUUAUCCCUCGCCCAAUGUGACAUGGUCGCGUUACCCCGGACCUCUUCCUCUCAGCGCCCAAGUUAAGGGGAUGACAUUGAUUUUGCGUGCUGUCACACCCGGAGAUGCUGGUUUCUACAACUGCUCAGCUGUCAACAAUGUUGGCAACCCAGCUCGCAAGAACGUCAAUCUUGUUGUCAGGACAAUGAAGAAUCUGACCUUCCAAAUCACACCGGACUCCAACAAGGACAGCGAGACCAUCCAAAUGGGUCGUGACCUCAAGCUGUCGUGUCACGUUGACGCCACCCCACAAGACAAAGUCAACUACACCUGGUACAAGAACGGUGCACCGGUGUUCAACACAGACAGCUUGAUAUUAUUGCGCAGUGACCCAGACAUGGCACCGGGGACCAGUAGCUUAGAGAUUGUGGACAUGAAGUUCAGAGACUUGGCAGCCUACAGCUGUGUGGCAAACUUCCCAGGCAGCAGGGUACCAGAACUUCGUGUGGACAUCAACAUCUCUCAGAAUGGUGUUUAUCCUCCGGUGUUGUCAGUCCCACCAAGAGGUCAGACUGUGAAUGUGCGCGAGGGAGGGAUAGCCGAUCUUGUAUGCUUGGUAGUCGACGGCAAACCCCGUCCUCCAGUUCUGUGGUCACGAACAGAGAAGGACCUGCUAAUGCCUUCAGGGAAGACUGUGGAGGAGACACCUGAUGGCCGCUUGAGUCUAAGGAACGUUAGCAGGGACAUGAUGGGGUUGUAUCGUUGUCAGACAGCUCCAUACAACGGGCUUAACAUCAAGCGCAGAGAGGCGCUGGUUCAACUGAACGUUCAAUAUCCUCCCAUUCUGGACCCAGUCUUUCAGGAUGUGCGCACCAGGAGCACACUAGAGGUGAUUCUAAGAUGUACCGUCAUGAGGUCCAGUCCUCCUCUCACGACUGAUGCCCGCUGGUUCCGUAACGGCAAAUUCAUCCAAAUGUCAAUGCCAGACCUGAAAGAGCACACGUUAAAACUGGGACCAACCAGCAAUGGAACUUAUGAGUGCCGAGUCAGCAACAGCGCAGGGACAUCAACAUGCAGAUUUAAUGUCUCUGCAAAACCCUACAAUGCAGAAUUUUACUUUGACACACCUAACCCUGUGCGAAUCCUGAAGGGAAACAAUUACUCCUACAACCUGCAGUGGACACAGAGAGAACCACAGGCGACAGACAAAAUCAUAGGCUACUGGUUAAGUGUCCAAAAGAACGGCAAGAUUUUACAGUCCAAGCAAAUUGACCUGAGGGGAAUAGAGCCAGAGAAGGGUGUUCUACUGUCCAACACAAUAUCAGACCUGAAAAUCCCGCUGACUUACGAGGUCCGACUGGCCCCCAUCACCACCUUCACUGCUGGUGACUAUGUGAGCCGAAUCAUCCAGUACUCAGAACCUUAUACUUACCCAAGAUCUUCAGAUCAUAUAUGUGGUUUCGAAGAUGAGCGGAUCUGUGGCUUCUCUCAAGACCGGAGUGAUGUCUUUGACUGGACAAGAUCGAAUUAUCUGAUGCAAAACCCCAAGCGAUCUGCCAAUACUGGGCCUGAGACCGACCGCAGUGGAACGAUGGAAGGGUAUUACAUGUACAUUGAAGCAUCACGUCCACGUUCUAUGGGGGACAAAGCCCGUCUUCUGUCUCCGCUUUUCAACGUGUCUUCAGUCAAAGGCCCCAAGGGCUCCAGGCGAGUCCCGUACUGUGUCUCCUUCUACUAUCACAUGAAGGGCAAACAUAUUGGCACGCUCAAUGUACUCCUGCGAGUGAGUAGCACUCCCCCUGUGGACUCAGUGGUGUGGACAAAGUCCGGUCAUCAGGACACAGACUGGAAGAAGGCAGCCUUUGACAUCAGCCCCAGUGGACCAUUUCAGAUUGUGUUUGAGGGAAUUCGAGGUCAAGGUUUUGAAGGCGACAUAGCCAUCGACGAUGUGUCCAUAACCAUAGGAAAAUGCAAACAAGAGAACACCGUAGCCAACGCAGUUCUCAUUGGAGGAUCAAGUUCACUCCCACUGACCAGGUGGCUGACCUUUGGCUUCUCCUGCUGUCUCUCACUUCUCUACAGAUGAUGAGCACCUUCCACAGCACCACUGUCUGUCUGUGAUAACAGACACUGCCCAAACUCGCACUUUUUACCCCUCCCUCCCGUCCUACUCUGUCUUCACAUGUCUAACUUCUUCGUUUACUCUCACACCGUCCUACAUCAGUUUCAUUCUUCUAGCUUAGACAGCACAAAGUCUUUGUCUACUUCUGUCCCCAGCCUUCUCUAAAUACUUUAGUGUUUCACACAUAUUGCAUAUUUACCUGACUCUCUGUAUUUAAGGCUGACGCACUCAACGAUCAGUGACACUUGAAACUUUCUCCUUCAUCUCUAUUAGAAUGGCCUCACUCAUGUCGGUGUCACUCUGUUGCCUUUUCCUCUUCCUCAUCUACCUUUAUCGUCCACGUGCGCACCCUUGAACUGCUCUUUCCCACGGCCUCUUCACCCAGUUCCUCAGACACACCAAAGUGUCGGACACUCUACCAAAGAUCACAGGGAAUCUGAGGGAAUAACAUGAAGGAAUGUGGAUGCUGAAUAGGAAGCGGGAUCGAGAGAGAAAACCGUUAAGGAGAGGACACUUUUUUUUCCACACAAAGACUACGACGUCUUUGCCCCAAACUUUGGGAUGUGCGAAACUACGGAAUGGCAAACGGGAAUGAAGAACCCAAUCGAGUGUCAAACAAAUAAAUGACUAAGAAAUGGACACAUUUGGAGAGGAUAAUCAAAGCUGGGGGCCCCUAGUAGCGUCUCUGCUUGCCACAAAAAGACGAACCUCAGCGCGGAUUAUACGUGUACAUUUAUCUCUCUAUAUACAUAUAUAUAUAUAUAUAUAUAUAUAUACAUAUAUAUAUAUUAAAUAUAACAAAGUUUAAACUAAACUUUACAAGGACAGUGAAUGACUUUACUAAGUGAAAUUAAAGAAGCACAAUGUUUAUACAACCUCUGUUGUACUUUGGGUUAAUUCUACUUCUUAUGUGAUGUUGCAGUUUGUCAGACCUAUUCAAUGUUUUUUGAUAUUUUAUGUUAUUUGUUUGUUUUUUGGGGGAUAUGGCAUUCUUAGGGUCAAGGACAAUGAGUAAUAAAGUAUUAUUAUAUUCAUAUCUUUAAGAAGUAGAGAGGAUGAUUUUUGAUCUGGAUCCUGAUUUGAGCUCCUGGAAGAGAAAUGCAGAUGACCCAAGCCAUCUGGACAGACACCUUUACCUUUCUUUGCACAUUCAGUACUAAAGGCGUGCACACUCAGGCACACAGCACACAAACACCCUUACUCUUUUUUUUCCUCACUGCAGCACCGUUUCAGUCUGAAUCAUGCAGAAGGAAACACGUGGACGGUCGGGUGAAUAUAACAUUUUUACACUCUGAUUUUUAUUAAAAUUAGACAGGAAAAGCUGUGCAGAACUGAGCCUGAAACCAUUUCUCACAUUUAUUUCACCACAGAUUUCUGAUCUCGUGUAAACUUCUCACACAUACACGUGUCUGUUGUCUGCAAGGUGUUGCAGAUUUGUUUGUAUCAUUAAUCAAACACUGUUGAAUGUCUGUGUUGUCACUCAACCUCAUAUUCCCAUCAAUAUUAUUGGUAAAGUCAAGCAACGCUUGCAACACCUUUCCUGUGUUUAAACAAAGAACCAAAAAUGGAACACUUGCAUCUAUUUAUCCAUAUGAAUGAGUACUCGAUUAGGGAUUUAGUGUCAAAAAUGCAUCAAAAUAUUAUUUAUAAUCUUUUGUUUUUAUCAGCCAUGUUUCACAGUUACUCGUACAUUUAUCCUUGGUGUAUUCACCCUCCAAAGGCUGUAUGUAUCCAUAUUAUUAUUAUUAAAUAUGGCUGAAUUCAGCUGCAUUAUGCAUCAUCUAAUUCAGCAUAGCUUCAUAUUAGCUCCUGAUGUGCUUCUGUAUUUUAUGGUCUUCAUUACGGUCACUUGUCUGCUUUAUGUCUAAACCAAUUCAUCAUUUCACUUGUGUUUUGUGUCCCUUUGUUCAUUUUCUGUCUGUAAAAUGAUUUAUUAUUGUUUUCUAAUCCCUAAUUCUGCUUAUUAAGUUUUUUACUUAGUUUUUUCCAAUUUAACUCACCAGAUGUGAGGUGCUCUUUCCAUGCUUGCACAUGUUUAUGUACAAUGUCAUUGUGUAACUGCAGCAGAGUUGUGUUAAGCAUGUAAGACAUAUCUACGGAGCCCCUCACGUAGUUGUGUAACAUAGACGCCCUUAGCUUUACCUCUACCAUUGUACAUUCAUCUAUUUGAUGAACCCAGCUGUCUGAUAGUGGGGUUUAUGGAAAAAGGAAAUAAAUUAUUUUAGGAAA
This is a messenger RNA of Nothobranchius furzeri (turquoise killifish), 5638 nucleotides long. RefSeq names its product MAM domain-containing glycosylphosphatidylinositol anchor protein 1. The record is from RefSeq and is a predicted model, not a curated record. Gene Ontology annotation, biological process: homophilic cell-cell adhesion; synapse organization. Lineage: Eukaryota; Metazoa; Chordata; Actinopteri; Cyprinodontiformes; Nothobranchiidae. Gene Ontology annotation, molecular function: axon guidance receptor activity; protein binding. Gene Ontology annotation, cellular component: axon; neuronal cell body; plasma membrane.